Molecule: messenger RNA, 960 nt
Organism: Acanthoscelides obtectus
Lineage: Eukaryota; Metazoa; Arthropoda; Insecta; Coleoptera; Chrysomelidae
Source: the annotation of a GenBank genome assembly
AUGGAACUCAACCGAGAACAUUUUCGCGCCAUAAUUAAUUACAACUUUCAGAGACAAUUAUCGCAACAAGAAUGCCUUGCUGAGUCAUUUUUUGUUUUCGGCAACGAAGAGCCACAUCAUCUUAGCGACGAUCCCAGGGUGGGUGCACCAGAAACGGCAGUCACCCAGCAAAACGUCGAUGCUGUGCGCAAACUCAUCAUUGAAGAUACUAUUGAGGCGGCCUUGAAGAUCUCAAAGACCUCAAUUCAAAAAAUAUUACAUGAAGAAUUAGGAGUAAGAAAAUUAGUUUCUCGUUGGAUACCCCACCUGUUGACUGAAGAGCAGAAAGCAGCCAGGGAUAAUUGGUGUCAAAAAACGCUUGACCGGUUCAAUUCCGGAAACUCAAAAAAUGUGUACCGCAUUGUUAGUGGUGAUGAAUCGUGGAUUUACUGUUAUGAACCAGAAAAUACACGACAGUCGGCUGUUUGGGUGUUCCAAGGUGAAGAAAAGCCAACAAAAGUCAUCCGUUCUGGAAGUGUUUCGAAAAAGAUGGUCGCGACAUUUCAAAGAACUGUUGCUGCGGAUUGGUAUACCACCAUUUGUUUGCCAAAAGUCAUCACCGAGCUUCGGAAAAUCAACCCCGAAAGAAGAAUCAUCCUCCUCCAAGACAAUGCAAGCUCGCACACAGCCCAAAAAACAAGGCAGUAUUUUACGAAAGAAAACGUGGAAUUAUUGGAUCAUCCUCCAUAUAGUCCCGAUCUAAGUCCUAACGAUUUCUUUACUUUCCCGAAAAUUAAAAACAGACUGCGUGGUCGAAGGUUCCAGUCACCAGAAGGAGCAGUUGACGCAUUCAACAAUGCCGUUUUGGAUCUGCCAGCAAACGAGUGGAAUAAGUGCUUCGAAAAUUGGUUCGAGCGCAUGCAGAUGUGUAUUAAUCUUGGUGGAGAAUACUUUGAAAAACAAUAAAGUCAUUUAAAAUUA